GUGUGGUACUGGUGCUAGUAGUAGAAUAUUUGCAGAAUGUUGUAACGUUAUUUAAUAACAAGUGUGUACGCUAUUAACAUUGUGAGUGUCAUCAAUGGGCUAGCGCGUGUGAAAAAGUUGCUUUUCUCAUACUUUUCAGGGAUCGGAUUCGAAGAGAAAGUGAUAGGGGUGCAGUUGGAAGAACAAGUGUUUUACCAAAAAGUAAAAAUAUAAAAGAACCAUUUCCUAGACUGAAACUAUUAUUGCAGUAAAAUUAAUUCACCAUGGCAUUUUCCGGCUUAAAAAAACAGAUUAACAAAGCCAAUCAGUACAUGAGUGAAAAGAUUGGUGGUGCGGAGGGUACCAAGUUUACAGAAGAAUAUAUGGAAAUGGAAAAGAAAACUGAUUUAAUGAAUGGGUUAGUGGAAGAACUGAUAACAAAAACAAAGGAAUUCCUCCAGCCUAAUCCAGGUAUGUGUGAAAUGUAUUUCAGUAUCAUUUGUAAUAAAGAUUAAACUGUCACAAUGCAUUUUCUCGACUCCAAAAAAACAACAACUAUAUUUGACUAUGAAUGUAGACAAAGAAUAGUUGGUCAUGUAGUAUUUUUAGGUCAAACUGAUUUCCCUUAGACAGACAAGAUAGGUUUCUGAGUAACUGAACUCAUGAGAAGAAAACACAGAUUCAAAACGGUUAUAAAAAAAAAAAUACAAUGUGCAGACUUUAUUCAAUAUGCAAAAAUAAAUAUGUGUAUGUGUGUAGUUGCUUAUACGUAAUAUUUUGUUACUUCUACUGGAUCGUAAGCAAUUUUCUUUGGUGCUAUGGUUGAGAUCCUAUUCCAGACUCACUAAUUUAUGUGACUGGUCAGUCCCAUUCAAACUUAAAUGAGUUUGUAACCUCAAGACUUCACCUGACCUACCAUUGGAGGACACUGCUAUUGGCAUCAAUCCACAAAGUGCAGCUUUAAAGGUAAACCCCUCCUAUGAGCAGGCCAGCAGUUGUCUAAAGGGAGCAACAAAUAACAAAGGUAGCUAGAACAAAAACAACUUAAUCACUUUAUUGCCCAUGUGCUUAUGUUAAAAUUGCACAUACCAGAGCAACAGACUAAUUUUGAAAAGGUCUGAAUUAAAAUAAAAAGGUAGAACACACAAGGUAUGCUUAAUUACCCUAGGUUCAUCAUCAUAGACAGCAGUACAUCGAUAAUUCUACCGAUGCUUAGCUGCCACACAAU
Limulus polyphemus (Atlantic horseshoe crab) is the source of this 1207-nucleotide messenger RNA. RefSeq names its product endophilin-A-like. The transcript is spliced from 4 exons. Gene Ontology annotation, molecular function: protein binding. The record is from RefSeq and is a predicted model, not a curated record. Lineage: Eukaryota; Metazoa; Arthropoda; Merostomata; Xiphosura; Limulidae. Gene Ontology annotation, cellular component: cytoplasm. The coding region runs from base 264 to 494 and encodes 76 amino acids.